AUGGCGGACGCGGCGCUGGCGAGGGCCGCGCAGCUCUGGUCGCUGCUGGACGAGCUGGCCGAGAACGACCCCCGGGGCUACCGGAGGCUCCUGCAGCAGCAGCGGGCAGAGGCCGAGCUGCUCUGCGCUGCCCCGGAGCCUCACCUGUGCCUGCGGGCGAGCCCCGCGGUGGGUGCGCAGGGUCGGGGCCGCGGCCUCCGGUGCGGGUGCUGCGGAGCGGUGCGCUCAGCCGCGGGUCGGUCUCUUGCAGGGUGGUGCUCGGAGGCCGCUGUUCAUCAAUGUGUGCAGCUGGAAGAGGGUCCCGGCCCCCAAAGGCCCCACCGACCCCACGCCUGUCAGUGCGGGGCCGCUGGAACAUACCUUUACAGCAUUAUAGAUGUUGCAUAUAACCCAGAGGUUCUUCAGAGGGGACAAGAAAACCCAGAGAAAAUGGAGCACUUGAUCCAUUUGACACUUAAAUUUGUUGAGGAACGAUGCAACCUUACUCUUUCUCAUUUGUACACCAUCGAAUCAUUCAAAUGCAAGGGAAGCCUGGAAACGAUGCAACAGCGUCUGAGAGGAAGGCAGAGGCCAGCUCCACAUCUCAGUCAGAACACAAAGAAGGAACUAACACUUGAGGAGCUGCUACGCACUAUGGAAGCUGAGGACUGCAGCAAUGCUUCAGUCCUGCUGAAGGAAGAACAUGUGAUGCAGUCAAAAGGGCAUCUGAUAGAGGAAAUUGCUAGCACUGAAAUGCCAGAGAAGCUCAAUACCCCUGUCUAUGAAAUGAUCACUGUAAAGGAUGCAAACAAGAAACCACUCAAAAUUGAACUCAGAAUUGAAUUGCCUAAGGUUAGCUCUGUUUCUGAGUGUGAUCUGAGAAUUUCAAAGGAUGACAUAGUCAUUGAAGUCCCUGGAAAAUACAAAUUACAACUAGAGCUGCCAGAACUGGUGGAUGAAGAAACAACUACAGCUGUAUUUAACAAAGGAAAACGGAUAUUGUUUAUCACAGUGCUGGUUGCCAAGCCAGAUCCUUGAAGACUGCAUUCUGUCCAGUUCAUGUUUACAGAUGCCAGAACAAGAAAAAGCUCAGAAUGAGAAUCCUAACUUUUAGAUGGUGAUGAGCUGUGUUUCUUUAAACUUCAGGGGUGAAUACCUCGAGUGCAUGUAGAAAAGGAAGUCUGAAGGAACAUUAACACCACAAAAGUUAGGACAAAAGUAAGUUUAAAAAUUGCAAAUACUCAAGGAGUGACUUGAAUAUGUUAACAGCUGUAGUAAAAGACCAUAAAUGCAUACAUGCUUUACCGCAUCAUUCAUUUUGCCUUAAGGUACAGCAGUUAACAGUUGUGAAGUGUUUUUGCAGAAUAAAUUGAUUACUGGAUAAACACGGUUAUUCAGGUCUCACGUGUUUAAUACUGGAACAA
Melopsittacus undulatus (budgerigar) is the source of this 1403-nucleotide messenger RNA. It is a transcript of the gene PIH1D2, whose product is annotated as PIH1 domain containing 2. Gene Ontology annotation, cellular component: ribonucleoprotein complex; cytoplasm; R2TP complex. Gene Ontology annotation, biological process: box C/D snoRNP assembly; rRNA processing. Bases 1 to 1017 code for a protein of 338 amino acids. NCBI's taxonomy places the organism in Eukaryota, Metazoa, Chordata, Aves, Psittaciformes, Psittaculidae. The record is from RefSeq and is a predicted model, not a curated record. The transcript has 4 exons.